GCCUCAGUGGCUGAGUCGGGCGCGCUGAGGGCAGCGGGAGCGUCUCUGGUGGCGGAACCGCGAGCGAGGCCGGCAUGGCGGCGCCAUUCUCCCCGCGCCGGAAAGCCGGGGCUGCUGACCGGCGCUGGCUGGUACUGCUGUCGCCGCUGCUGCUGGUGCCAUUGCUGGCGCGGCCCGCAGGGGCGCUGGUCGAGGGGCUGUACUGCGGCACGCGGGACUGCUACGAGGUGCUGGGCGUGAGCCGCGCGGCCGGCAAGGCGGAGAUCGCGCGGGCCUACCGCCAGCUGGCGCGCCGCUACCACCCCGACCGCUACCGGCCCGAGCCCGGCGACCAGGGCCCCGGGGGGACGCCGCAGAGCGCCGAGGAGGCUUUCCUGCUGGUCGCGACCGCCUACGAGACUCUCAAGGAUGAAGAAACACGGAAAGAUUACGAUUACAUGCUGGAUCAUCCAGAAGAGUACUACAGCCAUUACUACCACUACUAUAGCAGGCGUCUAGCACCGAAAGUGGAUGUUAGGGUAGUGAUUUUGGUCAGCGUGUGUGCCAUUUCAGUGUUUCAGUUUUUCAGCUGGUGGAAUAGCUACAAUAAGGCAAUCAGCUACCUAGCCACAGUGCCCAAGUACCGUAUUCAAGCAACGGAGAUUGCCAUACAGCAGGGACUACUCAAGAAAGCCAAAGAAAAAGGCAGAAACAAGAAGUCCAAAGAAGAAAUUCGUGACAAGGAAGAGAACAUCAUAAAGAACAUUAUAAAAAGCAAAAUAGACAUAAAGGGCGGCUAUCAGAAACCCCAAAUACGUGAUCUUCUCUUGUUUCAAAUUAUCUUAGCUCCAUUUCACCUGUGCUCAUACAUAGUCUGGUAUUGCCGCUGGAUUUAUAAUUUUAACAUCAAAGGCAAAGAAUAUGGAGAAGAAGAGAGACUAUAUCUCAUACGUAAAUCUAUGAAGAUGUCAAAAUCUCAGUUUGAUAGUCUAGAAGAUCACCAGAAAGAGACUUUUCUUAAACGUGAGCUCUGGAUAAAGGAGAAUUAUGAGGUUUACAAACAAGAGCAAGAAGAAGAAUUAAAGAAGAAGUUGGCAAAUGACCCUAGGUGGAAGAGAUACAGGAGAUGGAUGAAGAAUGAAGGGCCUGGGCGGUUAACGUUUGUGGAUGACUGAAUACUGAUGGAAAGCUGCUGUGCCAAACUUCAUUUGAUAUUAUUUUUCAUAACUGAAUUAUUUUAGAAAUGUAUCAACUGCUCCUAAGCAGUAACUUAAAAUUCCAGAAGUAUUCGAUUAAAGAGAAUAAUGUAGAAAUUUCAACUUUCCCUCAAAACUUUAUAUAUAAAACGUUUAUGAUUGUUCAAUUUUUAUAAUCUUUUUUUUUAAAAAAUAUUGACAGGAAAAUUUAUUUGCCAUUUAAAAAUUUUAUAGUUCAGUUAAAAGAUUUGACAUGAAAAUUUAUGCUAUUUAAAAUUUU
Messenger RNA from Octodon degus (degu), 1455 nucleotides. Its product is annotated as dnaJ homolog subfamily C member 25. Gene Ontology annotation, biological process: protein folding. The transcript has 4 exons. The coding region runs from base 75 to 1154 and encodes 359 amino acids. NCBI's taxonomy places the organism in Eukaryota, Metazoa, Chordata, Mammalia, Rodentia, Octodontidae. The record is from RefSeq and is a predicted model, not a curated record. Gene Ontology annotation, cellular component: endoplasmic reticulum membrane.